This is a messenger RNA of Macrobrachium nipponense, 438 nucleotides long. Its product is annotated as kinesin-like protein KIF3A. NCBI's taxonomy places the organism in Eukaryota, Metazoa, Arthropoda, Malacostraca, Decapoda, Palaemonidae. The annotation marks the transcript as partial. The transcript has 2 exons. Gene Ontology annotation, molecular function: microtubule binding; ATP binding; plus-end-directed microtubule motor activity. Gene Ontology annotation, biological process: mitotic spindle assembly; spindle elongation; microtubule-based movement. Gene Ontology annotation, cellular component: nucleus; mitotic spindle; spindle microtubule. The record is from RefSeq and is a predicted model, not a curated record.
UUUCAGCCGGACAAGGAUAGAGACGGUGCCCGGAAAGACAGAGAAAAUGUUCGUGUUGUUGUACGUGUAAGACCUCUUAGUGACAGUGAGAGAAAGGCUAACUUCGCAUGUGCAGUUGAGAGUGAUGACCUGAAUUGUUCAGUGCUUGUUAAAAAUCGCUCUGCCCAAGCUGGAGAGCCACCAAAGGUUUUCACCUUUGAUUCAGUGUUUGGUCCAGAUUCUAAGCAGGUAGAUGUAUAUAACUUGGCUGCUCGACCCAUUGUUGAGAAUGUACUGGAAGGAUACAAUGGCACCAUUUUUGCCUAUGGACAGACUGGUACUGGAAAAACGUUCACAAUGGAGGGAGUAAGAUCAGUGCCAGAACUUAAGGGCAUCAUUCCUAAUUCUUUUGCUCAUAUAUUUGGACAUAUUGCCAAAGCAGAAGAAGAUAAAAAGUAA